AUGACACCAAGAAAACUUGCAUUCAUUCACACUAUCUUCCUUCUCUGCUGUUCUCUGAUGUUCAUCAUCAAACAGUAUUCCAAUGCAGCAACCACCAAAAAUUCACCCUCUGCACUUCCAAGGUUACCUCUAGUGGGAAAUCUGCACCAACUUGGUUUGUUCCUACACCGCACACUCCAAACUUUGGCUAAAAAAUAUGGCCCUCUAAUGCUACUUCAUUUUGGAGAGGUAGCAGUACUUGUGGUCUCAUCUGCUGAUGCAGCGCGUGAGUUGAUGAAAACUCAUGACCUGGUCUUCUCUGACAGGCCACAUCUUAAGAUGAAUGAUGUCCUCAUGUACGGUUCCAAAGACCUCGCAUGUUCCAUGCACGUACGAAGAAUAUUGGAGGCAAGUACGGAGUUUGAGUGUGUCACACCUUCUCAGCACCAAAAUGGUUCAAUCCUAUCGCGGUUUGAGAGGAGGAAACAGUGUUGUAGUGAUUUGUUGCAUGUGAAUUUGACUGAUAUGUUUGCUGCACUUACGAAUGACGUGACGUGUAGAGUGGCUCUGGGAAGGAGGUACUGUGGGAAGGAAGGGAGGGAGUUUCAGAAUUUGUUGUCAAGAGUUUGA
Molecule: messenger RNA, 609 nt
Organism: Glycine soja
Lineage: Eukaryota; Viridiplantae; Streptophyta; Magnoliopsida; Fabales; Fabaceae
Product: cytochrome P450 71A6-like
Exons: 1
Coding region: 1-609 (202 amino acids)
Molecular function (GO): oxidoreductase activity, acting on paired donors, with incorporation or reduction of molecular oxygen; iron ion binding; heme binding
Source: RefSeq, a predicted model, not a curated record